AUGAAGGUGAUUGGAGUAAGCAUAGGCAUUUCCUUGAUUCUGCUUUUUGUCUUAGCUUUCGUUUCUCUAUGUUGGCUGAGAAAUAGAAAACAGAACCAGCAGGCCAGUUCUGAAGCUCCUUCUACUUUGGAGGUCUUACAUGAGAGGAUAAGUUAUGGAGAUCUUCGAAAUGCAACAGAUGGCUUCUCUUCGAGCAAUUUGAUUGGAACAGGCAGUUUUGGUACUGUGUUUAAAGCAUUAUUACCAGCAGAGAAUAAGGUGGUUGCAGUGAAAGUUCUAAACAUGCAGAGACGUGGAGCCAUGAGGAGCUUUAUGGCAGAAUGUGAAUCCUUGAAAGACAUAAGGCAUCGUAAUCUUGUGAAGCUAUUGACGGCUUGCUCGAGUACUGAUUUCCAAGGGAAUGAUUUCAGAGCUCUCAUCUACGAGUUCAUGCCUAAUGGAAGCUUGGAUGUUUGGCUGCACCCAGAGGAAGUUGAAGAGAUUCAUAGGCCCUCAAGAACUUUAACUCUUUUUGAAAGACUCAACAUUGCAAUAGAUGUGGCUUCUGUCCUGGACUAUCUGCAUGUUCAUUGUCAUGAUCCUAUAGCUCAUUGCGAUCUUAAGCCAAGCAAUGUCCUCUUAGACGAUGACCUAACUGCCCAUGUUAGCGACUUUGGUCUGGCUCGGCUUCUCCUCAAAUUCGACAAAGAAUCCUUCCUCAACCAACUAAGCUCAGGUGGCGUCAGAGGAACCAUUGGUUAUGCUGCACCAGAAUAUGGAAUGGGAGGGCAACCAUCAAUACAUGGCGAUGUGUAUAGCUUUGGGGUUCUCCUUUUGGAAAUGUUCACUGGAAAAAGACCAACCAAUGAAUUAUUUGGAGGAGAUCUUACACUAAACAGCUACACCAAGUCGGCAUUGCCAGAGCGAGUGUUGGAUAUUGCAGACAAAUCGAUUCUUCACACCGGUCUCAGAGUCGGUUUCCCUAUUGCUGAGUGCUUGAGACUGCUUUUGGAGAUGGGACUUAGGUGUUGUGAAGAAUCUCCGACGAACCGGUUGGGAACAAGUGAAGCCACAAAAGAGUUAAUCUCAAUCAGAGAGAGGUUCUUUAAAACCAGAAGAACAUACAGACGUUGA
Messenger RNA from Microthlaspi erraticum, 1113 nucleotides. NCBI's taxonomy places the organism in Eukaryota, Viridiplantae, Streptophyta, Magnoliopsida, Brassicales, Brassicaceae. The record is from the annotation of a GenBank genome assembly.